Molecule: messenger RNA, 8500 nt
Organism: Caenorhabditis sp. 36 PRJEB53466
Lineage: Eukaryota; Metazoa; Nematoda; Chromadorea; Rhabditida; Rhabditidae
Source: the annotation of a GenBank genome assembly
AUGGCGGCCAAGACACCGGCAUUCGAGGAAGUGGACGAAACGAGAUGCAUUGUAUACGCGUGUUCGGCCGAUGAGUAACACUCUCAUGAGACUGCUCGUUUCUCCUUUUAUUACGUUCUUAUUUCAUUUUCAUUACUUCUCAUCACCUAUUAACACACGUGCGCCUGUACUAACACUUUGCAUGCGAUAAAAAAUAAUUUAAAAUUUACUGCUAGUUGAGCUCUGCGAAAUUAAUGAGUCUUACAAAAAAACCGUACAAAAUUUAUAUUCUAAGUAUUUGAAGAAAAAUGCGGAAUUAGCAAAAACAAUCGAAAUCUGUUCAAACUAGAAAACUUGCGAUUAAAAUAUGCGCCUUCGCUAUUAAACUUAGGAUAGUAUUCAAAAAUUUUACAGUCUAGACUAAUCUGGAGUUCACAAAAGACAUAGUAGGUUCGUGAGAGACUCCAAUGAAAUCUAUCAUAGCUGACCUAGAUUUUAUAAGAAUUCGUGGCCUCAGGUAGGUUCUCACGAUCACUUGUACAAGAGAGUGAUAAAAUGCCUUCGCUUCAACACUUGGGUUGUUAGGUUUUUAACUGACUGGGAGGUCUUAAAACAAGAUGGUUCACAAGGGAACUGAAAUUUCGAUGCGGAAUCGGACCGAAAGUAAACGGAUCGAAAGAGAGACAUAGGGAGGAAGAUGCGGUGCGAUUACGCAAAUCGUGAACAACAACAACAGCGGCGUUAGGAAUGCGAACAACCGUAGUUGUUUCCGAGUAUUCGGAAGAAGAGUGUACUGGCCGAACGGACAUACAUUCAGGAAAGGGAGAGGGCGGACAUCACCAAGAUAUGAAACUUGGAAAAAUAGUGCCUAAUGUGGCGGAGAUGACUAUCGAAAUAGUGCUUUAAUGAGAAGAGACGCAGUCGGCGGACAUGAAUCUGCGCGAAAGAGAAGAGGUCGUUUAACAUUUCGAAUAGUACACACUUCGGUCGCCGUUUCUUGCCAAAUUUGUGAAUGAAUCCGAAAGGGAAGGACAGCCAAAUGAGCGGCCGAAAAGGGAAAGAUCGCAAGUUCAGAGCACUGGGAGAAGAGCCGGUCAGGUGUAAAAAAUGCGGGCAAGGCGCCCGAAGACUCGGUCACUCAGGAGCACGGUCGGUCGGGCGGCGAGGAAGUGCGCAAACCGAGGCGUCAAGUGGAGAGCGACAAGGUGUUCGCACACACGAUCCGCUUGUCGCCCAGACGAUCUGCGCACCAGUGACUACUGUAGUGAGGGCCGAGUAACAAACAACAACAGUCCGCGGGCUCGUUCGGUUUUGUUUGCGAUUCGGCUCGAGAUUCUCCUGAAUAUCGUGGUGUCCUAAGACUAUGAACAAUGUUUCAAGUUGAAUUGGAAUGUGAUCGGAGUGAACCAGAAAACUAAAGAGUUCAAGAUCUCACGAUCAAGAGAGAGGGAGGGAGAUAAGAGAGAUAAGAUGAGGAAUAAGAAAUGACUUUUUACGAAUAACUAUUUACAGCACAUUUAUUGUCUCUGCAAAAAUUUUUAGGAAAAGAAGGAAAUACUUGGAAGUUCGCGAAAAAAAGAGAGGAAAACUGAAAAGUUUGCUUUUCAAAUCAGCUGCAUUAGAGCGCAAUUGCAUCGUCCACCCUUCGCGCCAAGUCCGAAUUUUAUUUUCGAUUCUCGCACCCCUCGUCUCAGUUUCUCGCUCUACUCUAUUUUACUAACCCGAAAUAAAUUUUGUAAAACUCGUAAGUUACCCACAAAUAUCUUCCUAAACUUCGAGCACUAAUCUUUCAGGAACUUCAAUCUGUUUCUCCCCGACGCCGCCAAAACUCUGUUCUUCGACGACUUUGACCCUUUCUACAAAGGUGAGUAUUUGAGCUAUCACGGUUUCUUACAAUGCAUAAAAUCUCAAAAAAGGCUAUUUUUGCACGAAAACUUGUCAGAAACGUUGUCGGAAAACUGAGGGAGUAGGUCAUUUUCCGAUAUUUUCGGAAGGCCGAACAAUAUAAUUAGGGGGUCUGAACCUCGAAACUACUACACUUAAUCGUCUCGAAACACGAAAAAACGGCCAAAGUUGUCAAGAGGUCAAGAAUUUGUUCAUUUGGCCCCUCUUCGAGUGUUUUCUCAGUCCGAGAACAAUCCGGAUCUGAUCUGCCUGAGAACUUUCAGGUUUCUCAGACAUCUCCUGCUCACUGGAGUCUUCUCUUUUGUGAAAAGCAUUGCCACGUGUCGAGGGAAUCCUGUCUGUUGUCCGUCUCUGAUUGCUGCGCCGUUCCGAGUGUUCAAACAGUUUGUGGCUCUUCCUGUCGGCCGAUCCAGUUCAUUGUCUCGCUGCUUCCAAUUCAUUCUCUUGUUUUCCUCUAUCAUCUUCUUUCCUUCUUCGUACUCAAAAAUCAAUCAAUUCCUUUUUGCUCUCUCCCCAUAAACUCCCACGAUCCAUCGGUCACUCAGCACUCCUUUAUCACUUUUCUUCCCUUUCGCCGUCCGGACAAAUAUACUCUCCAUCACAAUGCUUAUUAUUGUUGCCUCUCUUCUUUUCUCCUUCUUCUUGACAUUGAAAACAGCCAAAGACUGAAUAGGAAGUGCUUCAAAAAUAGUUGUUGAAAUGAGUGAUUGCUCCCAAAAUGUUUGUUUCGUCGAGCCUCUGCCACCCGCACGCCCUUCCUCUUUUCCCUUUUAUUUCUCUAUCUUACCUCCCAAUUUCCUUUCAUUUCGGAUAAUCUACCGGUCCCUUCCGUUCUCUGCGUCUCUUCGACCUCCGUACUCUCUCGCCUCUUUCCGAACAUAACCUCAUUUUCAAUUUCAAAUUCAACCGAACGAAAAGAAGGGAAAAGAGAGAUUUCCGUAUUUGCAACAUUUCCUUUCUGAUAGUCAUCUGACGGCUUCACCCGGAUUAGUCUCCCUACCGACAGGUCACCACUGACCAAUUUCAAUAACAGGAGUGUCCUUCAAAAAUAUCAUUGACGUUUUGCAUGUGUCCGUGCGAAUAUAUUUCGCUGAAGUUGCAUUGUUUGAGCAGGUGUCCGCGUGCCCAUUGGCUUCCAAUCCGGCUACUCGUACUGCUCCUUCCCCCGCCCAAAACUCUUCCUUCCGCCUCCCUAAUUCGGCCUCUUUUGCUGCCAAUGCUUCUCAUUUCGUCGGUCCCCACUGCUCGCUCUUUUUGUUUCGUUUUUUUCCGUUUUUCGCGGCAGCUUCUCACCCGCAAAAGUCAAUAAAAAACAUGGGAAUCCCAGCUCGCUUUCCCCAUUUUUUCAUCUUCCUCCACAAUUUCCUUUUCUGUGGUGCAUAAUGCGUUUUAUGGAAAACGGCACGUCAUUCAUCACAACAAAAUUGAAGAAGAAAGCGAAAAGAAUAGAGCGAAAUGGAUGAUUCAGACGGCAGAAAAAAAACAUAAGAGAAAACGGGUGGAUCGGCGAGCUGUUAAAACAGAGAAGGCUCGAUUUCGAGUGCCCCAAACACAUUCACGCGAAUGGAUCCUAUUACGAAACAAGGGAAAAGUGGCUAGACAGCGGGGUAUGAAGAACACUUCAGAUUCGUAUUUAGUCUCAAAAUUUCUCGCUUUUAUGAGAUCAGGAAUGAGUGAAUUUUAGAACAGAGUAGAGGUUUCUGAAACAGUUCAAAUUGUCAAUUUCUCCUUUCCCUUCCGUGUCCUAAUUCGAGUAAAUGGUCGGCUAAUGGAAGUCUCCACUCGGUUCUCUGCGUUCAAUCCCCCGCUGAUAACUGAUUCUCUGAUAAAGUUUCCUUCUUUGCCCCCACUGAUCACAUUCGUCUCCAUUUGCCAUUUCAACAUCUUCGUCUGCCGUCUGUCUGUUACACCUCCGUUUCCUCUGGACUCCGCCCCCUUCAUUGCCUCACGCGCCCUCCGCUUUCCCCCCAAACAAACCCCGUUUCUGACACACUUGUUUCGUCCAUGGCCUCAUCUUUCAUGCAUUCAUCAUCCCAUUUUCAGAUCAUUUGAUGAUCGCCCAGCUGAAACAGACGCUUCAGCAGAAUGCGAACGCGAACGCGCCGAAGAGCGUAGAGAAGCCGUUGGCCGAGACGAGCAUCAAAGACCGGCUCCGCGCACUCAAUAACGUGAGCUGGGAAAUGCAUAGAUGAACAUGGAAAACCGAAAAUAUUUCAGAGUGCGAAUCAGUGGCAACAGCGGGCUCCCCGGCCACAUCCACCAGCCCCUCAACGGCGGUCCAGCUCGAAUGCGCUCAAAGAUCUUCCGGUCCUUCAGAAGCUGCAACAAUCACAACAUCAGAAGGAGGCACUGGAGAAACGUGACUCAUCGAAAACAUAUGACAUCACCAGCGGUCUGAAGAAAUUCUUCGGGAGCAGUGCCUCAUCGUCGGCAUCACGAGGACCUCAAAAUUUCGAUUCGAACGAAAUAGAUUUAGACGCGAUAACGGCGAAUGCACGGCCAGUGUGAGUGCCGAACGAAUUCCCUCUUCUCAGCAUCUAAACUUCGUUUCAGUCUGAAAACAGUUUGUCGUCCCCGUGCUCCGAACAGAAAGAAGGCAUCGCAAAUGGCGGCGUUCGACGAGCGAAUCAGACUGGAGUCAGUCAAGAUCAACGAAGACGAAUUCGUCGGAGAAGAAGAGGAACCGGAGAAACUGGAGACACAAGCACAAGCGAUCGCCGCACUGAAAAGCGCCAAAGAGCUUCUGAAGAGUCCUACGAAGAAGUCGUCGUAUCCGGAAGUGAUGCUCAUUCAAAUCAGAGGCUCCAAACACACCGACGUCCGUCUGGUCGCUCCAACGAUGUCUUCGAUCCACGAACAUGCCUGCUUCGUCGUCGUUCAUCAGAAGCAUCUGAUGAAGUAUGAAGGUGCAAUGGCCAACAUUCUCGAAAAAACGAAGGCCGCUCAGCUGUGCAUCGAGAUUCAGGGAAAAUCUGAUUUGAACUGUGCUGCGGAUGCAAUUGUGACCGUCACGGAGAGCUCGAAGAGCACCCUCUCGAAACUGUUGUUCUGCUCAGAAAACGGGAAUCCAUCGAUGAACAGUCAGCUGAUAAUGUCCUCGGAACCGUUCGAAUUUAUCGCUGCCAAACUGAAUCUCGUGCUCCGCGUCGCCGAUGACCGCAGUGCUCAAACGUAUUCGCGCAGAGAACGCUUGUCCGUUGAGAUCCUUCAGCCGAGUGAAACGCUCAUUCUGGACUUUGGAAGUGAGAUUUACGUGUGGACUGGGAGGUAUUCGAGCAAAGUGAAUGCGGCGUACGCGUUGGAAUAUGCGAAGCAGCUGAUGGAGAAGCCGGUGAAGAAUGGGAAGACAAUUCUGGGAGAUUCCGAAUUCGGCGAAGAGGAGAGAAGACCCGAAUGGACACUUUUCCGGAAGAUCCAUCAAGGAGUCCUCGUAAGUCUAAUCCACGUUGCCAAUCGAGUAUAGUACUUUUCAGGAUACCUUGUUCAAAGCAAAGUUCGCCGACUGGCCAGAGAACCAUGAAGUGCUCACAACGUGCAGACCGAGACCUCUCUUUUCGACCAAAAAGUCAGAAAUGAAGACGUAUGAAGACGUAAAAGUGGCUAAUCAAGAUGAAGAAGUAGAGGAGCUCGUUCGGAGAAUGUUGGCGGAGCCGGAGAUGGAGCCGAUUAUGAUGCUAGAGGAUCAGGAAAUCGACAGACGUAUGCACGAUGUGAUCACCGAAGACAAGUCGCUGUGGAUUCUGAGAGGAGAGAUUCUGAAGAGUAUUGAGUUCACGGAACAGUUCGACUCCACGAGAUGCUACGUUCUCCGCUGGAAAUACAGAAUCCAAAAGUCGGGAGUGCGUCGAAUCAGAACAGGAAAAGAAGAGGAACGAGAGACAGGACGGUCUCGUAUUGCCUUCUUCUAUUGGCUCGGCGAGCACACUUCUCCUAAGCAGCACGGCCUUUGCGCCCUCCGCAUCAAGAACAUUGACAGGGACAACAGCCCGAGAAUCCGAGUGGCCGACGGUAAUGAGCCCGCACUCUUCCUGGCUCUUUUCGAGGGAAAGUUUCAAGUGAGCAGGGACCUCGCGGAAGAUAAGCCUCUUCGCGUAUUCGUUGUGAUCGGAGCGAACGCAGAAGAAACCAGUCUUCGCGAAGUGGUCGAUUUGGAAGUGAAACUGCGCUCGCACGCUUCUUACAUCGAAAUGAAGAACAGUAUUCCGAACAUAGUGUGCGGUUCGAACUGCUCUCCGGAACAAGUCCGUUUCGUCCUAACGCACGCUGAAAAUCUCCUCCAGAAGGCGGGACACUCCGGGAAAGCCGCGGUCGAGGUGGAAGGAGACGUGGAGGAGCGUAAAUGGAUCCAUUCGACGGGAAGAAAACGGGCGAUGCGGGUGUGGAGGAUAUUCGAGAACGAGGCAGAGUCGACAAAUCAUCUGAGUGGCCACAAGGACUGCGCAUUCACAUUCUCUCAACAGGUCUCCCAGUUUCAGUCAGUCUGUUCAUUUAUGAUUUCAGAUUCUCACCGAAACCAUCCUUAUUGAUGUGGGAGAAGCGCUCUGGUUGUGGUCAGAAGACGUCAUAACAACAUUCGCUCUGAAAGUGGCCAACAAGUAUUGGGAAAAUCGAGAAGGACCCGCCAAAGUGGUAUACAAUGGAGCCGAACCCGAGAAGUUUCAGGCGCUCUUUUCGAAUUGGGAGACCGUCGAUGUCGAAAAUCGGUUGGAGCCGCGGGAUGUGAAAGAACUGUUGGCAGAGAGGUGCAGAACGUUUUCGCUUCACGAACUGAAGGAACGCACGAAUCUUCCCGCCGGAAUGGACAUGCGGAGACUGGAGAGCUACUUGACCGACGAAGAUUUUCGGAGAGUGUUCGGCAUAGAGAGAUCCGAGUUUUAUGCACAGAAGGCGUGGAAACAGAACGAAGCACGGAAGAAAGUUGGCCUUUUCUGAAGUCGCCUUAUUCCAACUACUGUCUCACACAAUUUUAUCUUAACUUCUUCUUUACUACUCCUUGCCAUUGUAUUUCUUGUAUAGAUUGCCUGAAGAAUAAACGCGUGUAUGUAAAUUUUUCCGGUUCUCCUUCAUUGAAAGUGAAAUGUGUUCGUGGUUUCAGCAUACUUUGAACUAGAAAUCAAUCUCAAAUUGUCCGAGAAGGGUGUGCAACUGCGCUCUGUUGAAACGCGCGAAAUCGUGCGUUCAAAAAUUUUCUCUGAUAGCUGUCCCAAUUGAAUUUUGCCAAUUCAAUUUUCGAGGUUUAUGCUUCUUUCUAAAUCAGAUUUCCCCGAAAUUGAGUUCUUUUUGCAGCGACUACUAACCAUGUGGAACGAGACGACCGUAAAUGACGAGAACGGAGCCGGAUGGGCUGGAGGGGAGACUUCUUUCGUAACCGAUAAGAAAACUGUAAGAAACCCAUAUCAUCAUCAUUCUUACAAGACUUUUUGAAGGUUUAAUAGUCUUUUUUCAUUUUAUUAUAUUUUCCUACUCACGCGAGGUAAAUACGUUAUGAGAAACAAGAGUUCGAUAAUUCAAUUAACCGUCGCCAAAUCCAAUACAUCCGUGACAACCUUCGUUUCUGUGCGUUUUUCUUUUCUUAUUUCUACCAUUGCACGUCGAUUUGUAGGAGAGAAGGAUUGGGGUGAUAUGAUAGGAUUUAGUCGGAAUCUGUUGGAACUCAGACUCACCAUCCCAUUUACGAGUUUUACGACCAUUCUCAAACAUUUUCUCAGGACACGAAAGCCACGUCGCUCGGAGACAGACUUCCAGUACCGGUGACCAUCACAGACCUCAAUGAGAACUUCUCCGCGCAGGAUGACAAGUACAUCAUCGGAAAGUUCCGAUUCGCGACGGUCAGAGCUCUUGAUCAUUUGUUUGAUCCCUCUAUUCAUCCAUUGUCUUUUCAGGUGAUGACAGUUGGAAUUGUGAAGGAUAUUACCGAGGACGGAACUUCCCACUCGUACAACCUGCAAGACCCGGAGAAUGCCGACUUUGAAUACCGUGUCACUAAGUACAGCAGCACCGAUGGAUCCACUUUCGAUCCAUCGACGAUCGUCGAAGGAACUCGCGUGCGUGCCAUUGGAAAACUGAAGGGAUUUGACGGCGCGAAUAGUUAGUAAUCUGAAAUUUUCGAAAAAAAAAAGUGUUUUUUGCAGUUGUGAUGUUGUUCAACAUCGUUCCGAUGCCAGACGACAAGGAGUACACCAUCUUCAAGUUGGAGGCUAAGGUCGCUCGUCUCUUUUUCGUCAAGGACAUGAACGACAAAUUGAAAAACGAGUACGCUUCCAGUGGCUUCCGCGGCAUGUUGGCCCCACCAAAAGGUCGCUUUGGAGGACAGAGCAACUCGCAAAACUCGCAAGCAUCGGACACCAAGGAGAGAUUGUAUCCGUCGAGCAAUCAAGCUCCGCUGAGCAUGCCCAAGAAGGUCGAAAAUGUCGGAGAAGUUCUCAAGGACCGCAUUCUGGCUGUUCUUAAAGCCAUUGAUGACGACCAGGCCCGUGAAGAGGGCUCCCCGAUCGCGUGGAUUGCCGAGCAAGUGCAGGAGAACGACAUGAAGCUGGUGCGCAACACGAUCGCCGAUAUGAUCGAAAGGGGAUUCAUCUUCUCGACCUUCAGAGAGGAGUGCUACUCGAUCCUCUGA